Pogona vitticeps (central bearded dragon) is the source of this 1017-nucleotide messenger RNA. Its product is annotated as histone H3. The record is from RefSeq and is a predicted model, not a curated record. NCBI's taxonomy places the organism in Eukaryota, Metazoa, Chordata, Lepidosauria, Squamata, Agamidae. Gene Ontology annotation, cellular component: nucleosome. Gene Ontology annotation, molecular function: structural constituent of chromatin; protein heterodimerization activity; DNA binding.
AAAAAUUACCUGAUUGCACCAAAAGGUCCUAUUUGUCCAAUUAUGGUGGAGCCCGGGAACCCUUUUUUUAAAAUACCGCGGCCAAUCAGAAAUGAAGAGGUGGCUAUAAAUGUCCACGAGGUCGCCUUAGAGGCUCAUUCCUUUUUGUUGUUUGGAGAUUUUGAAGUUCUCUGUUUUAGGGAAAGAGAAUGGCUCGUACCAAGCAGACUGCCCGUAAAUCUACCGGUGGAAAAGCUCCCCGGAAGCAGCUGGCUACGAAGGCUGCCCGGAAAAGUGCUCCAGCUACCGGCGGCGUUAAAAAGCCUCAUCGCUACCGGCCGGGUACUGUGGCUUUGCGGGAAAUCCGGCGCUAUCAGAAAUCCACAGAGCUCUUGAUCCGCAAAUUGCCUUUCCAGCGUUUGGUGCGCGAGAUCGCCCAGGACUUCAAAACCGACCUGCGCUUCCAGAGCUCGGCGGUGAUGGCCCUGCAAGAAGCCAGCGAGGCUUACUUGGUGGGUCUUUUCGAGGACACCAAUCUCUGUGCCAUCCAUGCUAAACGGGUCACUAUCAUGCCGAAAGAUAUACAGCUCGCCCGGCGCAUCCGCGGAGAAAGAGCUUAAGGCGGCCCGCUUUCUCCUUGAUUCACACUUAAUAACACAAAGGCUCUUUUAAGGGCCGACACAGCUUCCUCUGAAAGAGCUGGAGUGCGCAUCAGUUUAUCGGUGUGAGAAAAGGCCAAAUGGGGAAACUGCUUGGUGGCCAUAGGUUUCGUGGACUUCAAUUCCCAGAAGCCCUGGCAAGGAGGAAAAGGAUCAUGGGCAAUGUGGCCUCAGAGAAGGAAGAUCUGUCGCCCCUAGAUUACUUCCCCAUCAUAAACUGUAUAGAUCCACACGAGUCUACCGAUCCACCAGUUAAUUAAUUUUUCUGUGUAGGGAAGCCGGUUGAGCAGCGUUUGCGCGUUAAGAAAGAAAGUAUAGGGGAACUCUCGUGGAUUGCAGAGAAAAAGGGCCAUUCCCCCCCCCCCAAGGGUGUAAUGAA